Molecule: messenger RNA, 384 nt
Organism: Nicotiana tabacum (common tobacco)
Lineage: Eukaryota; Viridiplantae; Streptophyta; Magnoliopsida; Solanales; Solanaceae
Source: RefSeq, a predicted model, not a curated record
AUGACCGCUACGGAAGAAGGAUCGACCCGACAAUGCAUACCAGAAGACAUCCUCGUAUUCAGUGAGGAGGACCUCGAGGAUAUGAUGGAAUCGCACAACGACGCGCUAGUGAUCUCGUUUCUCUUAAACAACACCAGGAUAAAGCGCAUUUUCGUGGAUCCAGGAAGCUCGGCCAACAUAAUCAAGUCAGAAGUAGUAGAACAGCUGGGGCUGCUCAAUCAAGUUGUUACCGUCCCUCGAAUCCUCCACGGCUUCAACAUUAUCGGCAAAGUAACGAAAGGAGAGAUCACCCUCCUGAUCAACAUAUCUGGCGCAAUCCAGAGCACCGAGUUCCAGGUCAUCGACGGCGACAUGAGAUAUAAUGCCUUAACCGGUAGGCCUUGA